ACUUUACAAACUGCAUCAGAUCAGGAAACCUACGCAGCCGUGGACACAUCAUUGACUCUGACUCGGAAUAUAUUCUUCACUGAACUCCUUUUGAAUUUGGACACGGCUGACUUUGUGACGGCCCGCACAAUGGUUGAAGGUUUUUGCGAGAUAGCCGCAGUGUGCGUCGGUCUGAUCGGGCUGAUCGGGGCGGCGGCCACCACGGGGAUGCCCAUGUGGAAGGUGACAGCUUUCAUCGGGGAGAACAUAGUAGUGAUGGAAACCCGCUGGGAGGGCUUGUGGAUGAACUGCUACAGGCAGGCCAACAUCAGGAUGCAGUGUAAGAUCUACGACUCGCUGCUGUUUCUGCCCCCCGACCUCCAGGCAGCCAGGGGCCUGAUGUGCUGCUCUCUGGCCCUCUCGGGUCUGGGCCUCCUUGUGGCUGUGGUCGGAAUGAGGUGUACGUCCUGCAUCCAGGACAAUGACCGGGCCAAGAACGUCAUUCUGAUGGUCGCGGGUGGAAUGCAGCUCGCGGCCUGUGUCUGUGUCCUCAUUCCCGUGUCGUGGACGGCUCAUGUCAUCAUUAAAGAUUUUUACAACCCACUGCUGAUUGACGCCCAGCGGAGGGAGCUGGGAGAGGCUCUCUACAUCGGUUGGGUGACGGGCGCUUUCCUUUUCGCAUCUGCCAUGUUGUUUCUCUGCCGCCGCGUGGCCUCGGACAAAGCCUCGUUCGGCGUGUACCACCAAGACAACUUGGUGCCCUAUCAAAUGAGGUAUCAACCCAUCUCCAGUGUCUCCAGCCACGGCUACGAUGGACAACAGCUUGGGCCGCAAUGGCAAAACAUCCCCCAGGUUAUGACAAAUGGUGAAGUACUACUCAAUCCUCCCGUCGUGUAUAACUCAGGUCUGCCUGACAACGUGUCAGUGGUGUAUCAGGGCGGGACGGCUCGCCACCCUUCAAUGCGGAGCUCCAGCAACGUGGGAAGUGUGUACGCGCCAGGAAUCUCCUUUCACAGCAGCCAAAGCGCCACGCCGUAUUCACAUGCUUAUGUCAGCGACCCCAACGCAUCCUACCAGUCCAGCUUUCAUCCGGUUCCACACACUCCUGUUUUCAUAGGCUACGAAACAUCAAGGAUUCAACAAAGGGGAAACAACGCUGGUGUGUACAUAUAAACACAAGCUGUGAGUGAGUUUUUACAGCUGGUUAAACAUUAAAGCGAGCACUGUGCUCGUCAUCGGAAUCAAAUUUAAAACAAAUUUGGUUUGGUUCACUAGGGUCAAGAUCAAGGCUGAAGCUAUUCGGACGCUCAGAGCAAAUAGCGUGUUUAUGUUGUUUCUACUAUUUACUCACUUUUGCGAUUUUGUAUUGAGAUAAAGCUAAAUAUGGGUUGUUAAACGUAACCGUGUUUGUAAAAUAAAGGCGUUGUGCUUUUUUUAUUAAGCCCCCGGUAAAGUUUUUUAAAGUUGAGUUAAGAGAAAUAAUCCGAUUUGUAUGUGUUUCAAUACAUUUUGUUUUUCAAGUGUCUAUGCAACCACUCCAAAAAGAAGCUGUGAUGAAUUAUUAAAUAACCUCCUUGUAUAACAGUUAUAGACUGGAUGAGCGUGAUCAAUAAAUGGAAUUAUUUUGUGGUAAACACUUCAUUAGCAGGCGCAGUUCCCUCAGCAACUAAAGGCUGACAGCCGUUGCUUUAAAUAGAGCUUUGUGUGGAAUUUGUGUUUCUCUAGACAGCAGCAGUUUUGUAAACAUGUACAGAUGCUAUAACCUGUAUGUGAUGUGAUGGAUUGUCUGGAAUCUGUUAAAAUGGUUCCCUGUAUAGUGUUUUGUUUUCUGCUUGGAUGGACUAUCGGUGUUGCAGUAGAAAGAUGAAAUAAGUAAGUAAAAUAAAUGAUCAAAAUGUUAAGUAAAUAUUAAAUGGAACCAAACAUAUUGUGUCAGUUAUACAGAUGUUUUAAAGGACAUUAUCGGUGUGCACAACAGCACUACUGAAAAUUCUACUUCUUUUAAAAUAUUUCUGUCAAAAUAUUUCAAUUCACAGACGGAAGUCUAAAGUCAUUGAUCUGUUUUUGUUUCUAUUUGAAUCCUCUUUGAGUCAAUGCCUGUAAACUCUCCGUGUGACGUGAUUACUGCUUGAUGAAAAACUUUCUCAAGUGUCUUUGGUGGUCUGAGCUGAUCUUCGACCUUCUCAUCGCUCACCACAAGAGGGCAUCAGAGAUCGUGAUGAGUGUCACAAGUUGUUGAUUGAGAAAUUUGUCUCAACUAUAAAUAUCUAAUUUUAUUAACUUCUGGGGAAUGAUAUAAUAGAGACAGAGAUUACACAAAAAAACAUAAAACGCUCCUGAUUUUUUCAGAAUUAUCAUGGUUGCUGAUUGGUGCAGCUGAGAAAUCAACAGAAUCUAUAAUUUACAUCCCAAACCACUCAAGUGGGUUAAGAUAACAUAAAUAUUUGACUUUACUUUAAUAUGAGACAGUGCCAGUGAAACAGUUUGAGGUAGUUAAUCGUCGAGGGAGCACCGCACACCAGUUUGAAGAUUAGAUCUGCGUUUCUAUCAGGACUGGAGCAAAGAUUUAAUCAUUCCUCGGUGUAGAAAAGCAAAGACGUUGUCGAGGUCGAAUGUUGCCAGAUUUGAAGUUAAUCUUCAGGACGUAUCCAUGUUUGUAGGAUUAGCAGCUUGGUUUUGCCCUCAAUUGAGCGCCAGCACGGGAGACGCUCGGCUGUCAAGUUAGACAAGGACAGCCUGAGCAAGACCGGAAACCAAGCAUGUUUGAUUUCAAAAUAAAAGCAGCAACAUGAUGUGAUAUGAAUAUUAUGUAUUAAGGGUACAAUUAGUAUAAUAAAGACUUACACCUACAAAA
Messenger RNA from Gasterosteus aculeatus aculeatus (three-spined stickleback), 2833 nucleotides. RefSeq names its product claudin-8. The record is from RefSeq and is a predicted model, not a curated record. Gene Ontology annotation, cellular component: membrane; bicellular tight junction. Lineage: Eukaryota; Metazoa; Chordata; Actinopteri; Perciformes; Gasterosteidae. Gene Ontology annotation, molecular function: structural molecule activity.